Hyla sarda is the source of this 1591-nucleotide messenger RNA. RefSeq lists its product as uncharacterized. Bases 179 to 1084 code for a protein of 301 amino acids. Lineage: Eukaryota; Metazoa; Chordata; Amphibia; Anura; Hylidae. The transcript has 8 exons. The record is from RefSeq and is a predicted model, not a curated record.
GCAAUAAUUGAGGUCACAUCCGGGCCAUGCUGCUCCAUACCAGAAGUGCCGAAUACCAGCGUCUGCAUGGAAUACAGUGUGAAGCAUACGAAUGAGGUUCAGAAUCUGCUGACACAGUGAAGAGCCGUCUGGGCAUCAAGUUGUUCAGCGAGAACAUUUAGCUGGACCUGGCGGCCUAAUGGUAAAGGACCUCAGUACUGAGAAAACCAGAGUUGGAAAAGUUGGAGAAGAUAUUACAAUUUUGUGCAGUUACGACAAAACCAGAUUUUCUCUGUAUGAUAAAUAUUGGUGCCUUGGUAAAUCGAAGAGUAACUGCAAAAUUCUAUGUGAAAGCAAAUGGUCUGAACGACACUGUCAUGACAGCAGAAUGAGCAUCCAGGACAACAGAGCUGGACAUCUUGUCAUUACCAUGAGAAAUCUCGUAUUAGAAGACAGAGGAACUUAUUGGUGUGGAAUUAGGAAACAAUGGAAUCCUAUGAUAUUAAUGAAUCUCCAAAUCACCGAUGUUCCAAAAGUGUAUAGAAUGCCGCAGAAUAUAAAGCACACCAUGAAGGAAGGGGAAGACUUAACUAUGAAUUGUUUAUAUGAUAAGAGUUCCCUGGUGUCCUACAGAAAGUUUUUAUGCCAUCAAGUAUCAAGUACACAAUGCAAUAUGCUGGCAGACACAAAAGGUUACCUAUCGGAUAAAUACAAUAAAAGGAUACAGAUAAUUGAUGACCAUUUGGGGACAAUAUCAUUUAUAAUAAAGACUAUUGUAUUUGAAGACUCUGGAAUAUACUCAUGUGGUAUUGAGGUGGAAAAACUACACACACUAGCUUCUUUUGAGAUCACCGUUGAACUUGAUCAGAAGCAGAAUAAUUAUUUUUAUACUACAUUUUCAUUUACCACAGCCAUUGCUACUACCACUCACUUUGCAGUUUUGACAGAAAAUUCUACUCAAUGGGCGAGUGAAGUUCUCUCAAGUUUUUUUUACAAUGAAUGGAGUUAUUGGCGAUGGAUUUGUUUUCUGUUGAUGAUUUCUGCCCUUAUACCAAUGUGUCUUUGUAAAAAAAGAAUCAUGUUCCUCCCAAUCAUGGAAAGAUAGCUGAUGGCCCAAAUGGACUAAAUCGGGAUUCAUCAGUUUGUUGAAUGACAUGUUUUGCCAUAUGUGCCAGAAAAUCUCCAUGAGGAUAAGUCAAAUGGAUCCACAGGCCCUUGUUUACUGAACAGAGGCCAUACAUUUCCUUCUGGCCCUAUUCCUCCUCUAUACAUUGUGGUUUCCCAUUUUUUUGUGGCAUAUGUUUUUUAACAAUGAAGCCUAUGGGUGACAGAUGCCAUAAAGUGCCAACAGUUUAACAUAUAUAUCUAAGAUUUAGGGAUGCACGCUGUAGAUAAGUGUGAAUGGAACCUUAUCUAGUGUUUACAAUUUUUUUCAUAUUCAACUUUUCCAUUUAUUAAUAUUUAAAAAACACACAUAUAGCCUGAUAUUUAGAAUAUUUAGAAUUUAAACUUUAUUUUGUAUUUAAGUUAUAGAUGUAUGUUAUACAUUUAUUCACAAGAACCUCUUUAGUGAGAACACUUUAGUGAGUCAAAGAUAAAUUAAAUGUUAGCA